This is a messenger RNA of Aphanomyces astaci, 392 nucleotides long. RefSeq lists its product as hypothetical. Bases 19 to 282 code for a protein of 87 amino acids. The transcript has 2 exons. NCBI's taxonomy places the organism in Eukaryota, Oomycota, Saprolegniomycetes, Saprolegniales, Verrucalvaceae. The record is from RefSeq and is a predicted model, not a curated record.
CAACAACGCAUUCCAUUCAUGGAGAAAGCGGCACUGUACGAUGGCCUCAGCCGACAACUAGUGGACCUGCACGCGUCCAUGGCGCGGAUGCAGGACAACUUGGAGCGAGCCAUGGAUGUGAGUAAGAAGACACACCGCAUGAGUCAUGCCUUCCUCGGCGUGGUCCACGCCACCUCCCCGGCCAAUGUGGCCAGCGCACCACAGACCACGACGACUGUGGCUGAUGCCAUUUACAACCAAGUGACCAAGAAGUACAAGAAAAGCGUGAGUUUUCAGCCAUGACCCGAGCCACAAUCUAUACCUAUAUCAAUUUAUGUCUCUCAACGAAUCAAUCUUGCGUCAAGUAGCGCAGGUGUAGUACUACUAUGUACUAGUAAUUAAGUUAGUAGGGA